GCCAGCUUGGAAUGAAGGAGGAGAGAGAGAGAGAUAGUGAUAGUGAGCGAGUGUUUUCCGGGUCAGAAAGUGGAGUAAGAGGAAAUAAACUUACGAGGCGCAAAAACAAAACAAAGCACGACGUGAGCCGAGCCGAGGAGACAUGUAAACGGGGUCGGGAACAAAGUUUGUCAACAUUCCAGCCGAAACGGGCCAUAAAGGAUGGAAAGGGCGCCGAGUGGACUGUGUUUUUAUCCCAUGGUGGUGAUUAGUGAGUGCGGUGGUGAAUGAAGCCCGGCCCGGGACGCGCUCCAGCUCCUGCGUCUGAAAUUAGUCUGAAAAGCGCGAUAUUUAUCGUCAGGGCGUUUUUUUUUUAAAGCCUUGAAUAGUUAUACCGACACCGUAGUGUUGUGAGUAUCGUAUCGUAUCGCAUCGCAUCGCGCCUUGCUUGUGGACCGUCCGGGAUGUUUCAGUGUAUCCCUCUGUUCCGGUGUAACCGUCAUGUCGAGACCAUUGACCGGCGUCACUGCUCGCUCAUGUUCGUCCCGGAUGAGAUUUAUCGCUACAGCCGCAGCCUGGAGGAACUUUUACUGGACGCGAACCAACUCCGAGACUUACCCAAGCAAUUCUUCCAGCUGGUGAAGUUAAGAAAGCUGGGCUUGAGCGACAACGAGCUCCAGAGAAUUCCUCCCGAGAUAGCAAACUUCAUGCAGCUUGUCGAGCUCGACGUCUCGCGCAAUGAUAUUCUCGAGAUUCCCGAAAACAUUUCCUAUUGCAAAGCCCUUCAAGUAGCAGACUUUAGUGGCAACCCUUUGAUAAGAUUGCCGCAGAGCUUCGCCGAAUUGCGGAACUUAACAUGCCUUUCCAUCAAUGACAUUUCUUUACAAGCACUUCCUGAGAACAUUGGAAACCUUAGUAACUUGGUAUCACUGGAACUCCGAGAGAACAUGCUGACAUAUUUACCUGAAUCUCUUUCCCAGCUACACAGACUGGAAGAACUCGAUGUAGGGAACAAUGAGCUGUAUAACCUGCCCGAGACAAUAGGAUGCCUUGUGAGCUUGAAGGACCUGUGGCUGGAUGGAAACCAGCUAAUUGACUUACCAGCGGAGCUUGGAAGCAUGAAGAACCUGCUCUGUAUGGAUGUGUCUGAGAACAAGUUGGAGCACCUACCAGAGGAAUUGGCUUCCCUGCUCUCGCUCACGGACCUGCUGGUGUCCCAGAACUUCAUCGAUGCCCUGCCAGAGGGUAUAGGAAAAUUAAAACGCCUUUCCAUUCUGAAAGCGGAUCAGAACCGGCUGGUCCAGCUGCCCGAAAGCAUCGGCGACUGCGAAAGUCUUACAGAACUGGUGCUGACUGAGAACCAGCUGCUGAGCUUGCCAAGAAGUAUUGGAAAGCUUAAGAAACUCUCAAACUUCAACUGUGACAGGAACCGCCUGAUGUCUUUACCCAAAGAGAUAGGAGGCUGCAGAAGUCUGAACGUAUUGUGUGUGAGAGACAACCGUCUGACGCGCAUCCCCUCCGAACUUUCACAAGCGACAGAGCUGCACGUUUUUGAUGUGUCUGGAAACAGGUUGACUUAUCUGCCCAUGUCUCUUACUACACUGAAACUCAAGGCGCUCUGGUUGUCGGAGAAUCAGUCUCAGCCGUUGCUCACAUUCCAGACAGAUGUGGAUCCUGACACAGGGGAAAAAGUGCUCAUCUGUGUGCUUCUUCCUCAGCAGCUGAAUGAGAGUGAAAAAGGCUCUGAUAACCUGGCACGUUGUGGUGCUCUGGAGAGUCUCGUGAAUGACGUGGCUGAUGACACGUGGGACAACAGAGCCAUGAAUAGAAUGAGCACCAUCCGGUUCCUGGACGACGACGAUGACGACGAUGAUGAAAAGGGAACGCUGCUGCGACGGGCCACGCCGCACCCCGGAGAGCUGAGGACCAUGAAGAAGGUGGUGGAGAAUCUCCGCAACGAUCUGAACGCUGCCAAAGGCCUGGACUCCAACAAAAACGAGGUCAAUAACACUGUGGACCCAGUGACUACAUCUGUGUGACCACUUUUUACCUCCGAGAUGGCCCAGUUCCCAUCGUGUCUUCCCACAUGCACCUCAGCCAGCCUUCUCCCUGUACCUUUUUUAUUUUUUAAUUUCUCCCUUGAAUGUGACUCUCUUUUCUCUAUGUUGGGUCUGUCCUGUCUCUCCUGUAUCUCCUCAGAUCCUGAAUCAGGGAAAGACCUCCAUGAUAGUUGCCUUAUCUUUUUUAAUUUUUUUAUUAUUAUACAGAGCAAUAAUCCAUGCAAGAGUGCACAAUUUUUCUCUCUCACUGUUUAAUUUUAGCCAAGUCCUUUUUAAAGCUUUUUUUUUUAAACACACAAAUGAGUACAGUAGAUGCACUACAUUUAAGUCUUAUACUACAUUAAAUGCUGACAGAAGCUCCAAUUAUAUUGACUAUACAUAUUUACAUUUUUGGAUUUUUUUAAACACUGGGUGGAUGUUUCUUUUUUUUUUUUUUGUUCUUUCUCAAAGUCUUUGGGGACGCUUUUUUGAUCCCAGCCAUUUUUGGACCUUCUGGUUUUAAAACGUGUUGUAUAGAUCUUUGUGAAUAUCGAUGCUUUUUGUACUCGUGGCAGCUCAGAUGGUGUUAAGCCUGGAGGGGACAAAAAAAAAGAAAAGAAAGAUGUAUAGCAUAAUUCUUAAUCAUUUGAGGAUUUUUAUUCCUGCAAAAUAUUUGUGGUUUUACAAAGCAGUUGAACAACAUGUUUUAAUGUCUUAGACAGCAAAUAGGUUAGUUGGUGGUGUGUGGAUAGCUUUUUUUCCAUAUUUACUUUUCGUGUGUGUGUUCAUAAAUCAGCGAUUGAAAGCAACAUGUUUUUGUAUUCGAAUAUAAAUAAGGGCUAACAUGGCACUUCCACUUCUUUAACUGGAAUGAGGGUUGCAUCUGCAUCAGCACCACGUUUAGAUGUUACUAAUACUCCUUUCCACCAACAGGGAGCGGUUUCUGUUCUGGCUCGCGUACCAAAAUUUUGAACUGUUCACAGCAUUUCGACUGAAAAUAAAUUGGUUCGGAACCUGAAAAGUCGGUUCCCAGCUGGAACCAAGAUAUAGCUGGUUUUUCCAGCAUGAACCGUGACAUCAGUGGGUGUGUUAUGGAGAACGCAAUGGAAAAGGAUACAUGUUCAGGAAAAAAAAUUGAAUGAAAACAAAUAUCUGCAAUAACAGAACAAAAGCUCGCAGGUAAUCAAUGCGAGCUGCCAUCUUGCUCCGACUGUUUACUCCUGUUGUGAAUUGUGCAAUGCCCUCUGUUCACGACGUAUCCUUGAUUUAUAAUGAUUCUGCUUAAAACUGGUGGAAACGUGAGCUGGUUCGCUAGCUGGCACCAAGGUUCAAAGACUCCUGAAUGGAACCAGUUCAAGAACCCGUUCCCUUUGUGUAAAUUUGGUACAAUAAAACCUGUUAGUUAUCCUUGUUUUUUUUUUUUUUUUAAAUAAUUUGGUUUGGUGGGCGGUUUCCUUUUAAAUGCAGUUUCAUGAAAACAAACAAAAAAAAAACCCACAAUGCACUUUUGCAACACUCUGAAAUCAUACUGCCAUUGCUUAUAUCCAUUUUAUGGUACACUACAGACGCAAUUUUUGCAUUAUAUUUUCUUAGUGUUGAAAUGCUGGUUUUUUUUAAUGCUUUAAUUAUUAUAUUUUAUGUCGGUGAUAAAGCUGCACAAAAAAUGAUCUCAAAUCAACUCUAGGCCUUUGACUUCUAACCACUGAUACAAUAAAGUGAUUUUAUCAAAUCAGA
Messenger RNA from Neoarius graeffei (lesser salmon catfish), 3752 nucleotides. It is a transcript of the gene lrrc1, whose product is annotated as leucine rich repeat containing 1. Gene Ontology annotation, molecular function: protein binding. The coding region runs from base 444 to 2018 and encodes 524 amino acids. The transcript has 14 exons. The record is from RefSeq and is a predicted model, not a curated record. Lineage: Eukaryota; Metazoa; Chordata; Actinopteri; Siluriformes; Ariidae. Gene Ontology annotation, biological process: neurotransmitter receptor transport, endosome to postsynaptic membrane; neurotransmitter receptor transport postsynaptic membrane to endosome. Gene Ontology annotation, cellular component: postsynaptic density; postsynaptic membrane; adherens junction.